Messenger RNA from Dioszegia hungarica, 1755 nucleotides. RefSeq lists its product as uncharacterized. The record is from RefSeq and is a predicted model, not a curated record. Bases 1 to 1755 code for a protein of 584 amino acids. The transcript has 4 exons. NCBI's taxonomy places the organism in Eukaryota, Fungi, Basidiomycota, Tremellomycetes, Tremellales, Bulleribasidiaceae.
AUGGCUAUCAGCACAUCUGGGACCUCCACUCCGCCCAUGUCGCCUGCUGGGCCGAGUAGGAGAGCGCCCAGACGGACCGCUUCCGCCCAAAGCGAUGAUUGGGAGGACCAUCACGCGUCGCACGAUGAUGAAGAUGGGUCAUCUACCGGUCGAGCAUCCAGCUCGAGGCAUGCUACGCCGAAGGGAAAGACACGGGCGGAUAUAGCUGUCCCUUCGCCACGGAGAGUGGCGACUCCGGUCCGCCGUAGGAAGGUACCGCUAGCUUCAGGUUCGGGAAAAGCUAGUCCCGCUGCAACGCCCCGGCGGGAAGCUCGACCUCAACCUUUGGCUCCCGUGCCCGGCAGACCACCACCACCGGCUACAGGCAGACCAAGAACGCUCAAACUCGCGCUCGGGAUGGUUUCAAUAGCCUUCUCCAUCCUCCAGCGCACGAUUUCAUUCGGCAUAUCCAUCCUAUCGACCAUACUCGCGCCCUACCUCCUUCCCCUCUUCCUUGGCCUCUCCGCAAUCCUCAUCGCCGGUCUAUCAGCCUACUGGCUCCUUCCCCUCCUCCCCUCCUUCCUCGUCAAUCUCUCCGCUCAGGCUAUCCGUUCGGUCCUCCCAUCGGCCACGUGGGCAGUCGGCUCGCUCUCCAAUCUCGGCGUUACACGAUCUGCGGCCAUCGUGCCCGCCCGGAUAUUAGUCACUCCGGCUUGCACCCUGCUUGGUCUGGGAUGCCAGUACUCGAUGCUGUCCACCUUCAGGCCGAAUCUGAGCGUAGAUAUGCCGGACCUGGACAGCGAUGAGGAGGUGCAAGAAGAAGGGAGGACGGCGAGGCCGUUCUGGGAGUGGGAUUGGAGUAGGGUCGUCCCUGAUCUCGCGCUCGGCCGAGGGCGAGGGGGACGGUCAGGGGUAGAUGUGGCGGGUGUGGCGAGAGGUCUGGGGAGGGAAGCGAAGCAAGCGAGGGAUAUCUUUGAGAGUGUGCAGUCGAUGAGUAGUGCAGGGCUGGUGCGGAAUCUGCAUUAUGUCAAGAUCUGGGAAUUGGGUGUCGCUGUCAGCGUUGGAAGCAAGCUAGACGGUAAGGAGAUUGUGGGAAGAGAGAUCACCGAUCUUGGCGAUAUCACACGUGAUCUAGCAGACGAGAUCUCAGCGGUCGACUAUGCCGCCGUCAAUGCAUUUACAUGGAUCCAAUGGGAGCUCCUCGACUCCCCCACUCCACCCUCCAACGCCACCCUCGCCGCGCGCAUCCACUCCCUCAUAAACCAGCUCGACUCGGCAUUCACCGAGCUCCACUCCCUCACUUCCACCGCCACCACCACCGCCUCCCUCGCGUCCGACAAGGGCUCGCGGCUCUAUCGCCGCCUCACCGAGAUCCGUUUCUCGCUGCUCACAGAAAAAGAGCGCGACCCGAUCUGGCGCCAAGCGUGGGACAAGAACAAGCACCGGCUCGUGGGCGGUGAAGUCCCCCGAUCGGAGAUGCUGGAGCGGGACCUGACGCUCACGGGCCAAACAAUAGAGGGGCUGGGGGAUGCCAAGGAGCACCUGGAGCGAGUGAGGGUGUUGACGAAAGGGUAUAGGGAUCAGUUGGGGAUGACGCAGGCGAGGCUGGUGGGGUUUCAUUUGGGCGCGGAGGGGGCGGGGAUGGAGGCGGAGGAGGAGGUCAGGGUGCUGGGGAGGUUGGUGGAGGGUUUAGGGGAUGCGGUGGGGGAGGCGAAGAGGCGAGCUAAGGCGGGCAAGGGGCCGGUUAGGAAGGGGUAUAGGGAGAUUGAGGCUUGA